This is a messenger RNA of Coregonus clupeaformis (lake whitefish), 596 nucleotides long. Its product is annotated as cobalamin binding intrinsic factor-like. The record is from RefSeq and is a predicted model, not a curated record. The transcript has 4 exons. Gene Ontology annotation, molecular function: cobalamin binding. NCBI's taxonomy places the organism in Eukaryota, Metazoa, Chordata, Actinopteri, Salmoniformes, Salmonidae. Bases 49 to 462 code for a protein of 137 amino acids. Gene Ontology annotation, biological process: cobalamin transport.
AAAGCAGUGAGUGAAUGCAGUACUGUAGGCCAACACUUCCAACUGAGUAUGAUGACCAUUGUAUCUUUUCUCUCCGCAGCUCUGCUGUUGCUGGUUCCUGGGAUCCUGACUGAAAAGGCUUAUGGACCAAACCUCAUCGAGUUGACGAUCGUCAACAGCAUCUCCAAUGCACCCAAUGAGACCUACAGUGCUGACAUCGUAUUCAGAGGGAUCCUACUCGGUGCCAUGAGGAGACUGCAGGAGACCAAUGCAGACUUCAAGUUCACCUACACAGAGGACCCCAACUAUGGUCCUUUCCUGGAGAGUGUGAAUGAUGUUGCCGGGGACAGUGCUGAGCACACUUACUGGGAGCUCCUUGUUCAGACUGGGGAGAAUGGACCCGUGAUCAGACCUGAUGUGGGUAUUGGCUGUUACAUCCCAGAACCAAAUGACCGCAUCAUCCUGAAUUUUACGAAAUGGUGAACAUUCAGAAGCGCCUGACUGAUACCGUUUCAUUUUUUAAAGUGCUGUAAAGCAAUUUACUAUAUAGAUAGAUCUCUCUCUUUCUCUCUUCCGUCUCCUUAAUUUUUGAAUAAAUUCAUUUGUGAAAAACUGUU